Brassica oleracea var. oleracea is the source of this 1771-nucleotide messenger RNA. RefSeq names its product reticuline oxidase-like protein. Lineage: Eukaryota; Viridiplantae; Streptophyta; Magnoliopsida; Brassicales; Brassicaceae. The record is from RefSeq and is a predicted model, not a curated record. Gene Ontology annotation, molecular function: oxidoreductase activity; FAD binding. Bases 41 to 1660 code for a protein of 539 amino acids. The transcript has a single exon.
AACACAGAGAAGAAGAACAAGCAAACGAAUCAUUUCAACAAUGAUUAAAACACAAACCUUUGUCUCUGUCCUUCUCUCCCUCUUCUUCUUAUUCUCUCUCCCUUUCUCCUCACUCGCCGCACCUCCCUCUUCGUCCUCCGUCUACGAAUCCUUCGUUCAAUGCUUUUCCGACAAGACUAAAUCCCCACAAGCCCAAAUCGCCGAAAACGUCUUCUCUCAGACAAACCCUUCCUACUCCUCCGUCCUCCGAGCAUACAUCCGAAAUGCGAGGUUCAACACUUCCUCCACUCCCAAACCGACGAUCAUCGUCACUCCUCGCUCAUAUAGCCACGUCAGCGCCGCCGUCCUCUGCUCGAAGCCCUUAAACUUCGUCUUCAAGAUCAGAAGCGGCGGGCACGACUACGACGGUCUCUCGUACAUCUCCCACAAACCGUUUUUCAUCCUCGACAUGUCGAAUCUCCGCGACGUCUCCGUCGACGUCGCCGAUAACUCCGCCUGGAUCUCCGCCGGAGCUACUCUCGGAGAAGUUUACUAUAAAAUCUGGGAGAAGAGUAAAGUCCAUGGUUUCCCCGCCGGAGUUUGUCCGACGGUUGGUGUCGGCGGUCACUUAAGCGGCGGCGGGUACGGUAACAUGGUGAGGAAGUACGGUUUGUCGGUGGACUACGUCGAGGACGCGAAGAUCGUCGACGUGAAAGGUCGUGUUUUGGACAGGAAAGCGAUGGGUGAGGAUCUUUUCUGGGCGAUCUCCGGCGGAGGAGGAGGGAGCUUCGGCGUCGUUUUGGGGUACAAGGUCAAGCUCGUUCCCGUGCCACCGGUCGUGACGGUGUUCCGAGUGGAGCAGUAUAUGGACGCCGGAGCGGUGGACAUGGUUCACAGAUGGCAGUUCGUUGGUCCGAAAACCGACAGGAACCUCUUCAUGAGGAUGCUGAUUCAACCUACUACGAGGAAUAAGGUGAAGACGGUGAGAGCUUCCGUGGUUGCUCUGUUCUUAGGCAGAGCAGACGACGUCGUUUCGCUUCUUGCUAAGGACUUCCCUGAGCUGGGGCUCAAGAAGGAGGCUUGCAAGGAGAUGACUUGGAUUCAGUCUGCUAUAUGGUGGGACAAUGAUGAGAACGCUACCCAAACCGAUCCCAAAGUGUUUCUUGAUCGGGAUCUUGAUUCCGCUAGCUUCGGCAAGAGGAAGUCUGAUUACGUUGCGUCCGAGAUUCCUAGAGAUGGGAUUGAGUCGCUGUUCAAGAAGAUGAUCGAGCUGGGGAAGAUAGGGCUUGUUUUCAAUCCUUACGGUGGGAAAAUGGCGGAGGUGGCCGAGGACGCAACGCCGUUCCCUCACCGGAAUAAGCUUUUCAAGAUUCAGUACUCUGUGAACUGGAAAGAGUCGUCUGCGGAGAUAGAGAAGGGUUACUUGAACCAGGCUAAGGUGCUUUACAGUUUCAUGACCGGGUUUGUGAGCAAGAACCCUAGGAAUGCUUACUUGAACUACAGAGAUGUUGACAUCGGUGUGAAUGAUCACGGGGUGAAUAGUUACAAGGAAGGAGAGGUGUAUGGAAGGAAGUAUUUUGGUAACAACUUUGAUCGAUUAGUCAAGAUUAAGACCGCGGUUGAUCCGGAUAAUUUCUUCAGAAAUGAACAGAGUAUACCUACCUUGCCAAGUAAGGCAUAGUGGAAAAAGACUUACCUUUUGUUUUUAUUAUAAAAAUUGAAAAGGUUUGGUUAUUUACUACUAAACCAGUAAUGUUUGGUGAAGGAGAAUAUAAUAGUAUGAUUUGAAAUA